Messenger RNA from Ricinus communis (castor bean), 2384 nucleotides. Its product is annotated as probable serine/threonine-protein kinase PIX13. The transcript has 6 exons. Gene Ontology annotation, biological process: protein phosphorylation. Gene Ontology annotation, molecular function: protein kinase activity; ATP binding. The record is from RefSeq and is a predicted model, not a curated record. Bases 513 to 1805 code for a protein of 430 amino acids. Lineage: Eukaryota; Viridiplantae; Streptophyta; Magnoliopsida; Malpighiales; Euphorbiaceae.
CGACUGAGAGUUGUCACAAAACACGGCAGUUGACUAAGGAAAUAACGUUCCACUCCUGCGACAAUCCCCGCGAAGCCCCUUAGCUUUCUUUUCCAUCAUAUUACGAAACCGACGACUCAGUCUUUACUUUCUUGUCUUUCUAUUCUUCUUGCUUGUCAUCUUUGAUGCUGUAAAAAAAAAAAGUCUUUCUUUAAUAUUAGUUCCAGCCUAAAGCUUGUAGUGUUGUGAGAGACAGAGAAAGAGAUAUAUAGGGGGACCUUUUCUUCUAGUCAAGAAAAGAGAGAGAGAGAGAGAUAAAUUUUCAAGGGUUGAACGAGGCAAUAUUGCCCAUUUGAAAAGUUCUAGAUACCCAAUAGCUAGCAAAGUAGGAAGUAAUCAAUUGCAGGUACAGAACUUCUCUUUGAAGUUUGAAUCCUUGAAAGCCGGAAACAGGUACAAGAAUAAGUUCAUCAUCUUUGUUAUUGUCAGAACAGAAUAAAAAUCCAGCAGGUUUUGUUUUUUAAGUUCUUCUGAUGGGGAAUUGCUGGGGUUCUCCAGCUACUAAUCCUACAGCUAAUACCACUGGUCAAGUCAGUUCAGCCGGAUUGUCUCAAACAACUAGCAACACAACUUCUUCUGGUGGGAGCAACACAACAUCUUCUCGGAGCACCAAUACAGCAUCUUCUCAGGGCAGCAACAUCUCUGGGAACAGCCGAUUUUCUGGGGGAAGUGGUGAUGAGGCCUUUCCCAAUGGGCAGAUAUUGCCCACCCCCAACUUGAAGGUAUUCACCUUUCAAGAACUGAAGGCUGCCACCAAGAAUUUCAGAUCGGAUACAGUCCUUGGAGAGGGAGGUUUUGGUAAAGUCUUCAAAGGUUGGCUUGAUGAGAAGGGCUCAGGAAAGCCUGGAAGUGGAACUGUAAUAGCUGUCAAAAAAUUGAAUUCUGAGAGCUUGCAAGGAUUUGAAGAAUGGCAGUCCGAGGUACACUUCUUGGGAAGGCUUUCUCAUCCUAAUCUUGUAAGGCUGUUAGGAUACUGUUGGGAGGACAAGGAGCUUCUACUCGUUUAUGAGUUUAUGCAAAAGGGAAGCUUAGAAAACCAUCUAUUUGGAAGGGGCUCAACUGUUCAGCCACUUCCAUGGGACAUACGAAUCAAAAUUGCUAUAGGAGCAGCCCGAGGCCUUGCUUUCUUGCACACAUCAGACAAGCAAGUGAUUUACAGAGAUUUUAAAGCCUCGAACAUAUUGCUUGAUGGGUCUUACACAGCCAAGAUUUCAGACUUCGGUUUAGCAAAACUAGGGCCUUCAGCUAGUCAAUCUCACGUGACAACAAGGGUGAUGGGCACAUAUGGUUAUGCUGCUCCUGAAUAUGUGGCAACAGGACAUCUAUAUGUAAAAAGUGAUGUGUACGGAUUUGGUGUUGUCCUGGCUGAGAUUUUGACGGGCUUACAUGCACUUGAUACAAACCGGCCAAGUGGGCGACAUAAUCUGGUGGAAUGGAUCAAACCAUAUUUAUACGAUAAGAGAAAGUUAAAGACCAUUAUGGACUCACGGUUAGAGGGGAGAUAUCCUUCAAAACCAGCAUUCCGAAUAGCUCAACUUGCUUUAAAUUGCAUAGAGUCUGAGCCCAAGCAUAGACCAUCAAUGAAAGAAGUUGUGGAGACAUUAGAAAGGAUUGAAGGAAGCAAUGAAAAAUCGAUAGAGCCUAGAGUUCGUCCGAGCCGUCCUAGGACACACCAACAUGGUCAGCAACCUUUGCAACAUCGUUCUCCACUUCAUCUAAGACAGGAUGGAAAUCGAGCGUAUCAACAAUCUCCUCGAGUGAGGUAACUUGGACACAACUGUUGCUAGUAAGCAUAUUUCCUUGAGAUUGGGCUUACAGUUACUAUAUUUAUUUAAGUACUAAUCUAAAAUUUGUAACGAGUUUGUUGUUGUAAUGGUAACUUGUAAGGAGCAUUAGUAUAUUAGGACGAAUCAGUAAUUAUUUUACUAGAUAUGAAGAAUUGUAAGAAGGAUAUGUGCAGGGUAUUUGUACUAUUGUAAGAGGGGAAACUUCUUUCUUCCUUCUGUCAAAUUCUAGGGGGAUGAAUAUCCAUGUUAGGACAGGGAUAAAAGGAAAUUCUUUUUUUCUUUUGGACGAGCAUGUAUAAAUUUUUUUUUUUUUUUGCGUUGUAUUAAACUGAAAAAGUGGUGGCUUCUUGACUUGAUUUAAUGUGGUGAAGAAAAUUGUGUGCCUUAGGCUCAACAAUGGUACUGCUUGCACAUAACAAAGGCAUAAAAUCGCUCUUGUUUGUAAUCUAGUAGAGUAGUUGGAGUAAAAGUUUUCUGGGUUUGGAAAAACUGUUCCAACGGUGUCUGUAUUUUUCAAAUUUCAAUAUUUUAGAUUUCUUUUUGUUCUUUUUCGUUCAA